This is a messenger RNA of Branchiostoma belcheri (Belcher's lancelet), 2363 nucleotides long. RefSeq lists its product as uncharacterized. NCBI's taxonomy places the organism in Eukaryota, Metazoa, Chordata, Leptocardii, Amphioxiformes, Branchiostomatidae. The transcript is spliced from 10 exons. The coding region runs from base 42 to 2363 and encodes 773 amino acids. The record is from RefSeq and is a predicted model, not a curated record. Gene Ontology annotation, biological process: protein ubiquitination. Gene Ontology annotation, cellular component: Cul4-RING E3 ubiquitin ligase complex.
UAUUAUGCCACAGGUGGCGCUUCUAAAGAACACAGUGGAGCAUGGGAACAAAAAUGGCGGCCAAGUUGAAAAAGAGUAACAACAUUGUCGUCAGACUCCGGCUGAAGGAGAUCCGAGGCAGUCUGCAGCCCCACAGUCAUGCCCCUCCUGUCAAGAUGUUCAACAAAACCAUCCCAGAAUCCCUUGUCUUCAACUUGAAGGACCUGGUCCCUCUGUCCGUGUUGCAUGAUGGCCAUGUGUUCCUGGGCUUCACCAAAGAUGGGCAGUUUGUCCUGUCCUACACACAGCUGAUGGAGGCAGAGGCACACACAGGGUACCCUUAUUAUGAGUACCAUCUACACUGGUGGGUGCUGCGGCCGGUAACACCAGAGCAGCCAGGAACAACAAAGCGGCACUUCAAACUACACAAGGUGUCUCAGGUGCGACUGUUUGGAGAGGAGGAGAUCCCAACAGACAUCUACUUGCUAGUGUGCCAGUGGCCAACAGACCAUAAUAAAGUACUUGUGCAUGGAUACAGUUACCACAGUGGUGCCAGCACUCCCAGCUGUGAUGAGAAGUGCUUGUGUUACGUGACUGUGACAGCUGUUCCACCUGCAGCACCCUGCAAGGACUGCCUGCAGCUGCCUCAGCACCUGGAUCCACCAGACCCUGAAGAUUCCCUCAGCACACCUGUCCCUGUACGGUGUCUAAGACACAGCUUCACGCUGCAUACUAAGUACGAGCUGGCCCCUCCGUUCCCGCCCUUCCACCCCAAAGUCAGCCUCAAGCUGGACGGGGUCAUCGUCCUCAAUACAGCUGACUCCCUGGUCACGCUGUCAAUCAAAACUGGAGGGGAGGACAAGGAACAGUCCAUUCAUGUAGGAGGGGGAGAGGAACAGUCCAUUCUGUCUGGAGGGGGAGAUAGGGAACUGCCCAUUCUCUCUGGAGGGGGAGACAGGGAACUGCCCAUUGUCUCUGGAGGGGAGGACAAGGAACUGCCCAUUCUCUCUGGAGGAGACAGGGAACUGCCCAUUCUCUGUGGAGGGGGAGACGGGGACAUGUCCAUUCACACAGAAAGCGGAGACAGAGAAAAGUCCAUUGUUGAGUCCAGAGCUGAUGGCAAUGUUGAUGCAAAGCUGCAAUGCGAGAAUAGUGCAGCAACUACAAGUUGUGAGGACCAGAUUUUAUGUUUCGACAAGCAUUUGGAAAUGCAGAGCUCAGGUGGCAAUAGUUCUUGUGUUUUUAACAUGAAAGUACACUCAGGGAACCAAGAACAUGUGGAGGACAAAGUUGGUGAUCUGAGUCAGAAGUGUGGAGCUGGCAGUGUGAACAAAGGUUCAUGUGUCACAGACACUUGCGGCAGGUGCAGUACCUGUGCAGCUGAUGACAGCUCUGCAGAUGAUGUAUCAGGUGCUGCACGUCUGGAUAUCUUCACAGGUGCAAACAGCUGUAACACCUGUAUAAAUACUAGUAGUAGCAAUGGUUUGUCGAGUUCUGAAUCUACCAAUUGCUGUCCAUGCUUCAGUGCCAAAGAGAAUAAAAGCCAAAGUGAAGAAAGAAAAAGCUAUACUACUUCUGCAAAGGGAACUGGCCUCACAGAUAUUUGUGAAAAGAAAACUGCUGUUCCAGGGACAAGUGAGCAAUGUACAGUACAAACAGCACAUACACGCACACUAUCCAUGGAUAGCGCACUACUGGAUAAUAGGGAUGGUGAGCUAUCCUCAGAUGUGCUGUCUCCUGCUGUCUGCAGGAACAGCACAGCCCAGCACCUCAAGACUCCUGAAGGUUAUUCCCAGCCUUCAGAUCUGUCUACUGCCUCUGACAGCACCACCAGGAACAGCACAUGUACAGCUGUGAACAGCAGGACUCCUGAAGGUUAUGCGCAGCCAUCAGAUCUGCUGUCCGCUGCCUCUGACAGCAGUUCCUGGGACAGCACAGCGCUGGACUGCAGCAGGUCACCAUGUUUCACCUUCACUAGGAGACAGUACGUGUAUAGCACAGCUGGCAAUGGAGACCAUUUUGAAGACGCAGGAGAGAGUGGCAGUGAGUACCAGUCCAUGUUACCACUGGAAGUACACGGAGCAGGAUACUCCUCCAUGAGGCUGUGUAUGGGGGAGGACAAGGGGAGCACCUACUAUGGGCAGCCUGGCUCAGUGGAGGUGCAGGAGUUACGGAUGGAUGCAGAACAGGUGAUCUGUGACAUGGCACGGCAGGACGCAGAGUGGGGGAACAGAUUUGUAGCCUUUACAGACUACGACAUGCAGAUCAUUGAUGGCACAGUCUGUCAUUGCUGUGGGACUCUACCAACUGCAUUGCCAUCAUACCAGGAAAUCCAGGAAGAUAAAAACACACAACCUCUCAUUCAACCAUCUGUUCUAACAUAA